UUACACUGGUGGCAGGAAUGGCGGCUAAGAUUACUAGAGGAAGGAGCCCAAAGAAUCCAUGAAACUUUACUUCUAACGGCCCCGCUGAGGAAUUUGUUUCCAGCGAAACGCAGAAACACCAUCCCAUGACGGACUAAAGGGAGAACGAAGCGCUAUAACGUGAGAUAAACGCGGUUAGUUGUCCAGCUUUGAGAAGGUGGACGCUAGUUAGCUUAACGUUAACUGCCACUGACUUUGAUUCAAGGUAGCGGUUAGCUCGCAGUGCUGCUAGCCAGCUGUUGGCUACUUUUCUUGGCUGGCCCAACAAGUUAACUAAGUCAAUAACUGUAUGGAAACAUUCCUCAUUUUAGUAUUUGAGUGGUGAGUAGCUGUCAUUGUGAACAGAUAGUAUUGGGGGCUUUUACAGAGAGUGGGCUCAGACGACAACAGCGCGUUGAGAACAUUAUUCCUGCUAACCUAGCUAGUACUGGAAGGCUAGCUAAGUUUGAAGUCUCGCCCAUUUUUUUUUGGUCCUGCCCCAGCUAUUGGCUAAGGGCUAAUCAACAGCCGAGUAGCCCGGUUUUCAGGGUCGAUUGGUACUACGAUGGAAAGCUUAACGCUGACUGAUUACGAGCAGAAAUAUUACUCGGAUUUGUUCAUUUACUGCGACACGGACAAUACCAAAAAAGUGGCUUCCAAUGGGAGAGUUCUUGACCUUUUCCGGGCGGCCCAGCUACCCAGCGAAGUUGUCCUGCAGAUCACAGAGCUUUGUGGAGCCACUCGGCUGGGUCACUUCGGGCGGAGCCAGUUCUACAUCGCCCUGAAGCUCAUCGCCAUCGCCCAGUCCGGUCUGCCCCUGAGGGUCGAGAGCCUCAACUCGGUCAAAGACUUGCCGCUGCCCCGGUUCGUGGUGGGGAAGAACGAGGCGGAGGCGAGGCACGCAGCACUGUACACAGACACGGACGGUCUGUUCCCGGCCUCCACUGCUGCCGUGAUGCCCAGACCGCCUGGCUGGGUUAUCCAAAACAAGAAAGGUCCCCCAGCAUCCACGUCACUUCCUGUCCAUGAGGUCGUCCAGCCCCUGGCGCCAAGCAUAGAACCACAGGUUAGUAAUCUUACUCUCCUCAUAUAG
This is a messenger RNA of Notothenia coriiceps (black rockcod), 1111 nucleotides long. RefSeq names its product ralBP1-associated Eps domain-containing protein 1-like. The record is from RefSeq and is a predicted model, not a curated record. NCBI's taxonomy places the organism in Eukaryota, Metazoa, Chordata, Actinopteri, Perciformes, Nototheniidae. Bases 584 to 1111 code for a protein of 175 amino acids. The transcript has 3 exons. Gene Ontology annotation, biological process: endosomal transport; endocytosis. Gene Ontology annotation, cellular component: cytoplasm; plasma membrane. Gene Ontology annotation, molecular function: protein binding.